Messenger RNA from Lepisosteus oculatus (spotted gar), 3829 nucleotides. It is a transcript of the gene tbc1d22a, whose product is annotated as TBC1 domain family, member 22a. The record is from RefSeq and is a predicted model, not a curated record. NCBI's taxonomy places the organism in Eukaryota, Metazoa, Chordata, Actinopteri, Semionotiformes, Lepisosteidae. Gene Ontology annotation, biological process: activation of GTPase activity. Gene Ontology annotation, molecular function: GTPase activator activity.
CAGAGCUUGUUGUCAGAAGGUUGAGGCAAUAUGGCAGCCUUCUUAGUUUAGCAGGAAGAGUCUGUGAGUAAAUAAACAUUGACUGGAAGCGAACAGCAUUUUCUAUAAAUUGUUUCUGGUUCUGGAACAAACUGAAAUUGCACUUCAGAAAGAAAAUGUCAAACGACGGUAGCAAAAAGCAAUUCUGGAAGAGAAACGUCGCUAAGGUGCCUGGCAGUAUACAACAUGUGUAUGGAGCUCAGCACCCACCUUUUGACCCUCUUCUCCAUUCAAAUUUAAUCAAACAUGGCAACAAAACGCAGACAACACCAGUGAAACCAAAGAAAGCAACAACUUUUCAGGAGUUUGAAAGUAUUACCAGUGAUGCAUGGGAUGUUGGAGAUGAUGAUGAUGAACUUCUGGCCAUGGCUGCUCAGAACUUGAAUAUAGAAGUUGUCAUGGAAACUGCCAAUAAAGUUAUUGAGAACCACAGCAAAUUACAAGAACAGCAAAAACAGCAAGAAGAUACUUCUGAGAAAUGUGAGGAAGAGGAGGAAGGAGAAGAAACUGCACCAGAGCUUUCUUUUCAGUUGGAACCUGGUCAUUACAGUGAUAACAGAAUGGUGAAGUCACUUAGUGAAGCCCACAUUGUAGCGUCAAAAGAGGGUGUUUUUGAAAGAGCAACUCUUCAGAGGCAGCAGUCUCUUCCACAUCGGCGUGUCAUUCCUUUGGUAGCACGGAUGGCAGACCAGAACACAUCUGGAACACCAGCAAUGACAGAAAGAGAAGCUUCACGGUUGGACAAAUUUAAACAGCUGCUAGCAGGCCCAAAUACUGAUCUUGAUGAACUUAGGAAAUUAAGCUGGUCUGGGAUUCCAAGACAAGUUCGCCCAAUAACCUGGAAACUACUUUCCGGGUAUCUUCCUGCAAAUGCAGAAAGAAGAGAGAGCACAUUGCAGAGAAAAAGACAAGAAUAUUUUGGUUUCAUUGAGCAGUACUAUGACUCUAGAAACGAUGAACACCAUCAGGAUACUUAUAGGCAGAUUCACAUAGAUAUUCCUCGUAUGAGCCCUGAGAGUUUAAUACUUCAGCCUAAAGUAACAGAGAUUCACAUUGACAUUCCAAGAACUAAUCCUCUUAUUCCUCUCUUUCAACAAGCUUCUGUGCAAGAGAUCUUUGAACGCAUUCUCUUCAUUUGGGCUAUCCGACACCCAGCCAGUGGCUAUGUGCAAGGAAUAAAUGACCUCGUCACUCCGUUCUUUGUCGUCUACGUUUUUGAAUAUAUUGAGGAAGAGGUGGAAAAUUUUGAUGUUUCCAGUCUGCCUGAAGAAGCUCUGCGUAACAUUGAAGCUGACAGUUUCUGGUGCAUGAGCAAGUUGCUUGAUGGCAUUCAGGACAACUAUACCUUUGCCCAGCCUGGAAUUCAGAGGAAAGUGAAAGCUUUGGAAGAACUUGUUAGCCGGAUCGAUGAACAUGUGCACAGGCACUUGCAGCAAUAUGAGGUAGAGUACUUGCAGUUUGCUUUCCGCUGGAUGAAUAAUCUUCUGAUGAGGGAACUUCCGCUGAGGUGCACCAUAAGGCUUUGGGACACAUACCAGGCCGAGCCAGAGGGUUUUUCACACUUUCACCUGUAUGUCUGUGCAGCUUUUCUAGUAAGAUGGAGGAAAGAAAUUUUAGAAGAAAAGGAUUUUCAAGGACUGAUGAUCUUGUUGCAGAAUCUACCUACGAUGCACUGGGGAAAUGAGGAAAUCAGUGUUCUCCUGGCAGAAGCUUAUAGAUUAAAGUACGCAUUUGCAGAUGCACCAAAUCACUACAAAAGAUGAGCCUCAAUUAAAAUGGUGAAAGAACUACUGAAUUAAAGUCUUCUUUUUCUAGUUUAUUCCAACUUCACAGCUAUAAUGAGAUUAAAGCGUGGUUUUUGGAUUCAGUGUACAGUUCUUAAAACAAUUACAGUUUUCUUUGAUAUUACAAAUAUGCACACUCCAGUGUCAUAUUCUUCCUUUCUACUCAUCUUAAUUAAUCUGACUUACAAAAUGGUAGUAAAGAAGUAUAUUAAAAAGCCCAUAAACACAGACAAAUGAUAAUAUAGUGUCCCUACAUAGAAAACAUUUUUUUUGUAUUUUUUUUUACGCUUACUGAUUAACUGAAGCAAUUUUCUGACAGUGUAAAUGCUUCUUAAUUUAAGGCCUACCAUCUGCUGUACUUAACAGGGUUUGCUGUUCUGGUGAAGUUUAAAAAAUGCACUGCUCAUCUCUAAUGUAACUAGUCUGUAUCAGCUUACAAGUGCUAACCAUGAUGCCCCUAGCACAAUUCACAAUAAAAUGAAAUAAAAAGGUCAAGAAGAAGGUGUAUAUGCACACACCUUUAUAGAGAUAUAUUAUAUUACCAUUGGAUCUAAAGAUAGCAAUGGUUGUAAAUGCAAAAUAUGCUUAUUAGGCAAUAAAGAAGUGUCCCAUAAGCCGUAAGUGAUGGAAGUCAUGAUUUCUUUCACCUUCACUAAACUAGGCAAAUACCUUGAUGACACUUCAUAACAAAAAGACUACCUCAGGAAAAGUCAGGUUUAAACUUUUCACCCUUUUUAUUGAAUAUAUAUUGUUGUGGUAGUCUAUGUCAUCUUGUAGAAGACCAAUAGAAAAUUUAAUUCAAUAACCCCUAGUGUUUACCAUGUAAUGACGUCUUAAAUUUGCCUUAAACGUGACUGUACAAUUUCAGUUUGUGAAGGAUUGAGAGUUUUGUUAAUGUUAUGUGUAUACUAUUUGUGUAAGUAUGCUAGUUAAAAGUGAAUAUACAUUUUCUUACAAAUUUAUCAACCAAGAUUAAAACUUAUGGUAGCUGCAUGAACCCAUUGCUGUUUUAAAGUACAGAAAGUGUGUAUGUGUGUAUUGGGCGCAUCUUGUUUUCAAGACACUAAUGUUUUCAGUGCUAAAUUGUAUGGGAAAAUAGCCUUUUAUUCUUUUUUCUUUCUUUGUGCCAUUUAGAGGCUUUUAUUUUAUGUGCCAGUUUAACAAUUUAGUAUUCCCCACUUUAUAUUUGACAAUAAUAUAUUUUUUUCCAUUUUGUAAUAAAAUCAAUUAUUCAGAUCAACCUUCUUAUUUUCCUUUUUAUAUACUGUUUACAUAAAGUUAUGUUGUGCCUAACAUGAGGAUUCUACAUCUUAGAUAUUUAUUUUAAACGUAUAAUGAUGUUUGCAAAAUAAAACAAACUGGAAGAAUUUUAAGAACAAACAACCAUUUGCUAAGCCAUAAUAAAACGUCUUGAUUAAACAGUAUCAGUUAACCUUUUGUUUUAUUUUUAUUACAACAAGUGACUGUACAGACUAAACAUGAAAAUCAGUACAUCAACAAUCUGCAACUCAUCUGUUUUUCCAAAUGAGGUCCACAAAGUAUCAUAACUUUUUUUGUUUGUUUGUACUGCUGUUUGUCUUAUUUUCCAGUGCAGCAACAUCGCAUCAUGGUUACAAAGCAUCUUGUAAAAAACAAUACAAAGCCUUUACAUAACAUCUGACAGUUCAUAUUUACCACAUUUUAAGUAAUCCUAGGAACAGUGCUCAAGGUGAAUUAAGUUAUGACGGCAGGCUCUUGUGCUCAAAUUGGAGCAUUGCAUCAGAAUUUGUUUGGUAGACCAUUCUGUUACCCAAACUUUGUUCUUUUGUCAUAGUGCAAUGUAAAAUGUAAUAGUGUGGAUACCACAUUCUGAGACAUGAUUCCUCUAAUUUUUGUACUCAAACUUACUGAAGUACAUUAAAAAAUAAGGUGUGUUUUCAAAACUGAAGUAAAACCUGUAAAUAGCAAUGAAAAGUGAGACAAAGAUUUGUAAAUACAAAUGAACAACGUGUAAAUAAAUACUGGAA